Molecule: messenger RNA, 2400 nt
Organism: Phaedon cochleariae (mustard beetle)
Lineage: Eukaryota; Metazoa; Arthropoda; Insecta; Coleoptera; Chrysomelidae
Source: the annotation of a GenBank genome assembly
GGUUGUCUUCACGCUAGCUGGUUAUCCGAACCGCCUCCUCAACAUCAAAUCUACUCUUCAUAUUUCCAUUUGCUUGCUGAUUCCAUGUGGUGUUCUUGUUCUUGGAUACUGCGGUUUUAACAAGGGUUACGAUGUUGGUAGGCUUGCUCAUAAGCCUGCUGCUGCUGACUUCUUCUGAAUCAAAGGAUCCAAAUAUCGAAGAAGAAGAAUUGGCAGCAUACAACUUCUUGUUAGCCAUAAACAGGAAGACUGAAGAAAACGACAAUAAGGUGGCUGUUGCCAGCUGGGCGUAUUCCUCAAAUUUGACAGAAGAAAAUUUACAAAACCAGCUUACUGUAGCUGCAGAAGCUGCAAAAGACGAGAAGGAAACAUGGCAACGUGUGGUUCAAUACGAUUGGAGAAGGUUUUCCGACUACAACAUCAGGAGGCAGUUUCAGUUGUAUUCAGUAUUGGGACAAUCUGCUCUCCCUGAAGAUAAACUCACCAAGCUCCAGAAAAUCAUCAGUGAUAUGGAGGCGAUAUACUCCAAAGCAAAAAUCUGCGAUCUCAAGGAUGAAAAGAAAUGUGAUCUAGCACUAGAGCCAGAUCUCACCAACAUAUUGGCCAAGUCACGGAACCCAGAAGAACUGAGUCACGUGUGGCUGCAGUGGCGUAACAGCGUGGGACCGAAAUGCAAAAACCUCUACAUCGAUUACGUCAAUAUAUCCAACGAGGCUGCCAGAAUGAACAACUUCACUGAUAAUUCCGAGUAUUGGUUGCAUUCCUACGAAGUCGAUGACAUGAAGCAGCAGGUGCAGAAUCUGUGGGAGCAGCUCAGACCGCUGUAUUUGCAGAUUCACGCUUAUGUGAGGUUUAAGCUGAGGCAGCAGUAUGGAGAGCUGGUUUCUGAGAAAGGACCUAUUCCAGCUCAUCUCUUAGGUAAUAUGUGGAGUCAGAGCUGGUUGAAUGUGGCAGACUUCACGUUGCCUUAUACAGAUGUAGAGAACGCUGAUUUGACAGCAGAAUUAGUGAAACAGAACUAUACAGUCACCAAAAUAUUCAGAACAGCAGAAGAAUUCUUCAAGUCUAUCAAUCUCACCGAGAUGCCAGAAACAUUUUGGAAUAAUUCAAUACUGAGUAAACCGAAAGAUAGAGACAUUAUUUGUCAUGCAUCUGCUUGGGAUUUCUAUGACAGAAAAGAUUUCAGGAUAAAACAAUGCACAGAGAUAACACUAGAAGAGUUCAUAGUUGCGCAUCAUGAAAUGGGACAUAUCGAGUACUUCUUGCAAUACAAAGAUCAACCAAUCAAAUUCAGAGAUGGAGCCAAUGAUGGUUUCCAUGAAGCUGUGGGUGAUUUGAUUUCUCUUUCUGUACAGUCCACCAAACAUUUGAAAAAGAUUGGACUUAUAAAAUCAGAUACCGAGAAUCCGAAGAUAGUCCUCAAUAAUCUAUACAAGGUAGGUUUAGACAAGAUCACUUUCUUGCCAUUUGGUUAUCUCAUGGAUCUGUGGAGGUGGGACGUUUUCUCUGGUAAAACCACCCCUGAUAACUACAACUGCCGGUGGUGGGAACUCAGAGAGAAAUAUCAAGGGGUGGAACCACCAGUGGACAGAUCAGAAGACGAUUUCGAUCCAGCUGCGAAAUAUCACAUCAUAUCAGACGUUCCUUAUCUAAGGACGGCUUGUACAAAUAUGACCGUUUAUAAAAAUACAACAUCGACAGGUCAUUCGUUCUGAUGCCACGAUGCUGAUGACUAAACCUGCUUCAAUCUUCGAUCACACGAUGAUUACGAAUAUCGAUGAGUCGUCGAUGCCGCUUGUGAUAAGGCAUUCUUUCAGGCGUUCUUCUCAAUUACGGGGUGUUUUGAACAUCGUCGCUAAAAAUAUAUUUUUCACGACUUUGUAGAUCAGACAUCGUAUCAAUUCCACUGCAAUAAUGACUCAUCACUUGUCACGUACUUCAUUAGUUUCGUGAUACAAUUCCAAUUCCAUCGAGCUCUGUGCGAAAAAGCUGGACAGUACGAACCACAUAAUUCGUCGAAGCCUCUACAUGAAUGUGACAUUUAUCAAAAUACCGAAGCUGGUAAUGCUCUCAAGAAAAUGCUGGCUAUGGGUGCCUCUAGACCAUGGCCAGAUGCGAUGGAAACCUUGACUGGACAGAGAAACAUGGAUGCCAGUGGACUAUUAGAGUAUUUCAAGCCAUUGCAAGAGUGGUUAGUGAAGGAAAAUGAGAAGAAUGGUGCUCAUAUCGGUUGGGAAAAAUCUAAAAGAGUAUGCGUGAGAACAAGAAAGGAACUCGACUCCAAGAAAGACGACUAGAAGGAAGUACCUAACCAUGAGAUACAACAAUUUCUAAAUUAAAUUAUAAUUCGUAUACUUCUGCAAGGAAUGUGAUAGUGAUAAUAUAUUGAACACAAAGAGA